CGCUAUCUUGUCAAUGGCCUUUCUACAAGUGCUUCAUUCAGCUUCACUACAUACUCGGAAGCAUUUCUACUUCUGUCGGUUGUCCUUCUUCCCUAUCAAACCUCUUCGAGCUCCACUCCACACAAUGCCCUUGACACGCUCCUCCGAUCCUCUGGUGUGGAUCGACUGCGAGAUGACCGGUCUAGACCCGGAAACCGAUCAAAUCCUCCAGAUCUGUUGCUACAUCACCGACGCCGACCUGAAGCUCCUUGAGCCGCAAGGAUUUGAAACCGUCAUCCACCAGCCUCCCGCGACGCUGGCGUCUAUGAACCAGUGGUGUAUCGAUACACACGGUCGCACCGGACUGACCGCCGCAGUGCAGGCCUCGACUGUCAGCGCGGAUUCGGCAGCAGCAGCAUUGCUGGAGUACAUUCAACGGUAUGUGCCGCAGCCGCGGACGGGGUUAUUGGCGGGCAACAGUGUGCAUGCAGACAAGGCGUUCCUGGCUAAAGGGCCGUACCGGGCUGUGUUGGACUGGCUACAUUAUCGGAUUGUGGAUGUGAGUGUUGUGAAGGAGAUGGCGCGUCGGUGGGGAUCGGACGAAUUGCUGGCACGGGUACCUGCAAAGAAGGAGGUGCAUCUGGCUCGGGAGGACAUUCUGGAAAGCAUUGCAGAGAUGCGCUUUUACCGGGAACAACUCUUUAGAUAGAUUUCGGUAGCUAGGUUGCUACUAGACAGCUACUAGACAGCUACUAAAUAGCUACUAGCAAAAAGGGGGAGGUCUGUGUGUUGGUACCGGCGGGGAAUGGGCUGAGCUGGCAAUAAUAAUCGCUUCUAUUUAGAGGAGCUUUUUUUAG
Molecule: messenger RNA, 836 nt
Organism: Aspergillus saccharolyticus JOP 1030-1
Lineage: Eukaryota; Fungi; Ascomycota; Eurotiomycetes; Eurotiales; Aspergillaceae
Product: oligoribonuclease
Exons: 2
Coding region: 125-688 (187 amino acids)
Cellular component (GO): mitochondrion
Molecular function (GO): nucleic acid binding; 3'-5'-RNA exonuclease activity
Source: RefSeq, a predicted model, not a curated record